AUGGCGGCUGUCUCUUCCGAAAGCGAGCAAGUUGCCGAUCUUACGAAUGCUGAAAUGUCAGUUGAAGAUAAACCUGCAGACGAAAAACCAGUUGAAGAAGUAUCAAAAGAGGAAGAAGGUAAGUUGUGCGAGUAACCAAGUUUGAUGAAAGAAUAAGAAAGUUUAAUAGAAAGAAUAGAUGUCAGCCGAUGAUAGCACGUGGUGAAGUUCAUACCCAAAUCCCCACAAAGCCUUUUUUCCGGUGUAUAAUUAUCGGAUGGUUCAUAAGCAAGCUGUGCGAGAUUUGUCAGUGAUAGUUUAGGAAAAUAAAGUAAUGCGAAAAAGGUUACAAUGGUAUUUUGAUCAAACAAACAACAAAUAACAAACUUCGGAAAGAAUUUUGAAUGGGUCAGAUCUUAGCAAGAUGUCUGACAGAGAUCAUCUUUUUGAGCUACCUAGUCGAUCAUCCUUCAGUUAAAGAACUGCCAGUUCAAAACAAGCCUUGAUAAUUCAAAAAUUGAAUUAUGAGUGCAUUAGUGAGGUAGCAGUCAUCAAAGUAGAACAAAGUGGCAAAGUUUGAGAUUUGGAAUUGGUGUAACAAUAUUUAAAUUGUCUAGGGUGGAUUUACACUGUUGCAAAAUUUUUAUUUGUGUACAAGGGUAAAUCAAAAAGAGGUAAUUUAUGAGAAGUCACACAUAAAUGUAAAAGUUGAACGAGAUGUGCGACAGUGGAAAUCCGCCUUCAUUGUCAAUUUUAAAUCUUAUGCCUUUAGGAAUGCUAGAUGGGGCUUCACUUUAAUGUGUUUUUCUUUUUAACCCAUUCACCCCUUGAAAUUUUGCCGAAAAAUGCAUUUUGAAGCUAGUCGAGCAGUUUUCUGGUCACUGUCAUGCAAUAAAGAGCCAAAACUUACCAUAAAGCCCUUUACAGGUUGUACACUUGGCCGCCUUCUGACCCAGAAGCAAAAUAUUAGCUUGCGAAGUUCGGGCAUGCACAGAAAACAAAAUUUCGAGAUAGUUUUUGGGUUUAAAAGUUACACAGCAGUCUUGACUUUUACUUUUCACUUUCUCUCCUCCCCUCUUUUAUCGCUUUUCUUGCCUCAUUUUGUUUUCUUUGGCCGUGCAUUUAGUAGGCUUCAUUUUGGUGGGAAAAGUUUUUGGGGAAGCUUUUAGGAUCUUAGGAUUAGAUGAAAGGAAAGGUAGGUGGAUAGUGGAACAAAAUUUUCAUGGAAAGUUUCAGGUCAAUGUUACAGGUUUUUUGCCUUUUUCUCCAGUGUCCUUGACUGAAUGGUGCUCAUUCUGGUAUGGUUUUAAAAAACUCUUCACUUUGCACAAGUUAGCAGACAAAAACUGAUGACGUUACAAGGGGUAUAAGGGACAUGGAUCCACUUGGGCCGUUACAUGUGUUCAGGGGCAAAUGGGUUAAAUUAGUGGAAAUCGAGACAAGAAAUACAAGAAAUCUGAUUUCAGCACCAACAAAACCAUCUUAUGAGCUAAAUCUUUGUCAAAAUGUUCGCUGAUUUUAUUGUUUUCCCUGAAAUUUUGUGUACAGAGAAAAAAGAAGAAGCCUCAGAUGAACAAAAAGAAGAAGCUAAAGUUGAAGGAGACCAGGUAAGUUUGGCCAAGUGGUUAGAGCAGUGGAGUUAUCAUCUGGAGACCCCAAGUUCUAUCUCCACCCUAAAGACUACAGCGUACAUGUACCUAGAAUUGUUCUCAAUGGUCUCUAGUUCAACUCAUCGGUCAUGCUUUUAAAUAGCCAACUGGUUUGCUUCCAACCAGGUGGGAUUCUUACAGUGACUUUGUUACAAACCAAUGAGUCCUAGUUCAAAAAAACAAGGAGUACUAAAUUGAAAAUGCUUGGGCCUUUAUGUAACCAGACAGUUAAUCUGGAGUACAGACACCAAAAUUUGUUAUUACUGUUUACUGAAAAAAGAAAUCACAUGAACAGGAUAUUCUACCAAAAAAAAUCUUCAAAUAAAUUGAUCAUUCUUUGCAUCCUAUGGGACGCUUGCCAUGAAUUAUUUUGCGUCUUUGGGGAUUUUAUGCAUCAGAGAUGCCGGACACAGAGGUAAAAAAAUUACUGACUCUUAGUCUUCUGGGCUGCAAGGUGAAACUACUGGUUUACCAGUAAUUGUUGUACCAGUUGUGUGGCAGUUCAGCUGUUUUUGUGGGAAAAAAUGGUGAAAGAUUUCUUGUGUUACUGGUAUAUAAAGACAACAUAAACAGUUUACUGCCUCAAAAAGAUGACAAGAAUGCACUAAAAUACCAGUUAAAGGAUGACAACUCAUUGCUCACAGUUUCCUUGUUCUUGAGGGAGACAAGGAAAAAUAAAUGAUAAUAAAAUAAAAAUGGAAUAAAAUAAGGUGCCUUUAUUUAACACUGAAAGAGAUUGAAAUUUUAAUAGGUGAGAACCUGGCUAUUAAGCUGUAUUAACUGGUACACAUUAUGAUAUGUUAGGAUGUGAAUGGAGACACUAAACAUACAGAGGAGCAAGCGUCAGAUAGCACCAAGGGACUAGGUGACAAAGUAGCAAAACACUACAAUGAACAUCCUGAAGGCAGCAAGGAAAGCCGAAAAGAGAGCCCCAUAUUUUACUUAAGGAACUUUAACAACUGGGUCAAGAGCAUAAUCAUUGGAGACAGUCUGGACAAAAUCAAAAGGUAAGGCAGUUUUACAUGGUUCUUAUGGUUCCUGGAAGGUCUGGAGGGUAGUGACAUUUUAUUCUGGCAUUUUCAAGGACUGAAAUGUUGUUUUCAAAAACCAGGGUUUUCAUUAAGAAUUCUAGUAGCAGGAGAAAGGUGUAACCUUACAGGAGUAUUUUGAAAGAGGCUCCACAUCUGAAUAGAAAGUAGACGUAGGCUACCAAACAUUUGCUGAAGAAUUCUGCAAAGUAAACAGGGAAUUCUCCAAUCUCUGAUGCCCAAUGAACACCCUGAAAAACUGUACCAACCUUCUUAGGCAGGUUUCAGGCUUUUUUCGAGCUGUUUAAAAACAAUACUGAAUUCCCACCAAAAAAGGUGAAAAAUACUCAAUAACUCACUUGCUGUGAUUUCUAGUCCUCUGUCUCUCUGUUGCCUUGUGUUAAAAGAAUUUAUUGGAAGGGUAUUUAAACCCUGCUUUUGGUAAAUAAUUAUUGCUCAAAUGUUCUCCUCGUGUUACUUAGAGUGAAUUACAAGGAUAUAUCAGUGCUCGAUCUUUGCUGUGGAAAGGGGGGCGACCUGCUCAAGUGGCAGAGGGGAAGAAUAAAGACUCUUGUAUGUGCAGGUUGGUCUCAUUUUAUUUCUGAAUAAGUAAAUAAAUAAGUUGAAUAAAAAUAAUAAAUAAAAAUGCUUUAUACAGGAGCAUAGCAUGAGAUUAAAUUAAAAAAUUGAACUGGACAUCUAUAUUCUUAACCCUUCAUCUUAUGCCAGCAGAUAUGAUUUCUGGUUCAUUUUAAUUUUUGGUGUGUUGGUGAUUUCUUUCCCUCAGACAUUGCUGACGUUUCUGUAGAGCAGUGUAAGGAGAGAUACAAAGAACUUCAAAAGACACACGAGAGCCGGCGUUACCGUGACCCUCUUUUUGAACCUGAAUUCAUCACUGCAGAUUGUAGCAAGGUAAUAUCUAUUCAACUAUUUCAAAUUGCUCCUAUUAUGUGUUUUCCAUUCAAAGAGCUCACAUUCUUGUCAUCUAUCCUUAGCCUGCAUUGCAGACAUAAUUUAACCUUGGUUAGUAACAUCUGCAAAGCAGGGCCGAGAUCCUUGUUCUGUACACCCAACAGACUCAAUGAAUUACCAGAAGGGCAUUUAGAAUUUCCUUUCAUACUGAUUAGUAAAUUGACAGUGGCUUUAUCAGCAGGUCAAUCAUGUUGUAUACUCUAAUCCUUGUACACAGGUAUGGGCCCAGAACAAGGAUUUGGGAGGUGUUUCACAGACGAACAGACCAGUUCUUAGUUUCCUGUGCAGUACAGGCAGUCUAAUCCUCUGAGCUAAAAUGUGUCCCCCUUGAUAAAGAAAUUCACCUUCCUGGACUCUGUUCUUUUGUUGGUGAAUUAAUUCAGAGAACGGGACUUGCAUCCCUUAUUGAUAUCAACCCCUUCAUUACCAACCCAGCCCAUGAGGAGGUUGUCCACACCACUAGGGGUCUACAUCCCCUACUCUUUAUGAACAGCAGUGUGAGGAACAGUGAAAGAGCUUUUAGACAGGGCCUAUGGUUCCUGAGAAGACUAGAAUGUCGUACCAAUAGGCCAUUUGCACUAAGAGGUCAUGUGACAUCGUUUUUAUGAAAAUGAAAGUUAUAUGAUUGUUCCUUCGAAAAACGAUUAAUGGGUCAUAUCUUAAACAAAAUAAUAUUGAUUUGGUUUUUCAAACCCGCACCAUUUUCUUAAAUUGAGUAAGUUCGUAGCUUGUCACGUGACCAAAUUGUGAUUUUUAAAAUUAUGAAUUACCUCUUUCUGAACACAAAUUUUGCACUUAAACUUCAAGGAAAAUGUUGAAAAGAUGAUGUAGUAACGUUUACAGCACAUCUGAGUGAAAUUAUCAAACGUUCAACAAGAUAUAAGCAAAAAGUAGUUUUGGCCGCCAUGGCGGCCAAUACAAAUGAUACUACUUUGUUGAAAAAUCAAAGUGCCAUAAAAUAUCUCCCUUAAAUGCGUUUCCUCUCAAAUUUCGGGUCUAAGAUAAUUUUUAUGUGCUCUAUCAAUUUUUGGCAUCAGCAAGAUUCCAACUCAUUGUUUAAAGGAAGCAUUAGUCACGUGACCUCUUAGUGCAAGUGGCCUAUUUGUGGAUGUCAUUACAAAGGGAGCCUAUUCUGAGUGUUGGCCCAGAAAGGGUUUGAAUCCAUAACCUCCCACUUAGCAGACCAGGGCUUAUUUAAUUAAGCUAACCAGGCAGCUGCAGAGGAAAACACUCAAACUUGACAGGGCUUUCCCUAUUCCUUGGUCUAUCAGGUGGAAGGCAUGUUGGCCUAAUGGUUAGUGUGUGGUACUCCAAAUCAAGAGCUCUGACUAUGAGCCCUCGAUUGGUUAUUGCAUGUUUUGUGUCCUUGGCAAAACACUUUACUCUCAUAGUGCCCAGCUUCACCCAGGAAGAUAAAUUAUCACAGCCAAAUUUAAAGCUGGGGAUAACACUUCCAUGGACUGGCAUCAUGUCUGGGGUGAAUAGAAAUAUUCCUAGUUGCUUCAUGCUACAGAAAGCAGCGAAGGGUGAACUGCAGCCUGAUAGACCAUUUCUCUCAAAUGCACUUUUUACUAAAAAUGUGCAAUUUCUUUCUGGUGCACUCAUUGCUUGUGAGUUAUGGUUGAUUAUGGUACAGAUUAAGGAAAUGUGAUGGUGGCACAAUUUCUUUUUCUCUUUCUUGAUUUUCUGAGAAGCUCUCAAGAGAAAUGUAAUAUUUACAUAAAAAAACUGUUGAUGUUAUCACAAAAACAAGUCGACAGAAAUUUUCUGUGGUCUGUACUCUUAUUGAGCAUAGAGAUGAUGUCAAAAUGUUCAAAACUUUGCAUUGAAACCACUCAUCUGUGGCUUGAGUUUCCACUUGAGUUUUUACAUUUUGAUGUCAUAAAUCUAUGGUCAGCAAGAGUUUACAUCAUGGAAAACUGUUGCUGAUUUGUUAACUUUUCCAUACCUUUACCUGGUCCAUCAGACCACAAGUUUAACAGGUCCUGACAUAUUUAUGUGAUGUGCAUUCAACAGGAACGACUUGCUGAUAAGUACACGGAUAAAGAUCAACAGUUUGACCUGACUAGUUGCCAGUUUUCAUUUCAUUACUCAUUUGAGAGUUACGAGCAAGCUGAUAUGAUGUUGAAGAAUGCUUGCGAACGACUCAAAGUUGGGGGAUUUUUUAUAGGAACUACUCCAAAUGGUUAUGAACUAGUGUAAGUAUUUUGUUGGUGCCUGUAAUUUGUUUUUUGACUGUUUCUUAGUAGUCGUGGUUUUCCCAGGUAGAUGAAAGCCAAGUCAGGUCAAUUGUACCCCACUACAUUAUAUUUUAAUUGUAAUUGUUUAUUUGAAAAAUGAAUCCCUUAACAGUGGCUGCCACAACCAGUAUCAAAUUCAAAUCUGCGUUCCUGCAUGCAUAAUGAGCAGCGAAUUUUUGCAAUGACUUCUCUUUCUUCAGACAGAUUGAAAAAUCUUUGAAAUGAUGAAAUUGCUUUGAAGACAUUUACAUCAAAUUUAACAAAACUGAUCUGGUUUCUCAAAACACUAUCUACCUUGCUCAGGAAUUCACUGCUCAUUAUGCAUGCAGGAUUGCAAAGAUGAAUCUCAAAUCAACAACUACCAAUGGAUUCAACUUUCCAAUAAUAAUUUCAAAACUGGAAUCUUGGUGGGUACGCUUAACCUGGCUUGACUCUAAGAAUGUUAAUUGUUGUAGGAUUCUAAGGGGAAAAGCUGGUUUCUUUGUCAAAUACUUGUAAUUGUCAGGAACAAAUAAAUGUUUCAAUUGUUUUUCUAACUACAUUUGUACUAAUGGUAUGUCAUAGCCAGGGCUUUCAAUAAGAUCCUAUAUCCACCAUACUUCAGCAGGGAUAUAAUUUGUGAAUUCUAUGAUAACUGAGUGGUUACUCACACGUUGAUUAGUCAAGAGCUGUGGUCUGUUGGAGUAUAGACCAUAAAAAUGAUGUGCUGAAGGUGAUUUGUUAUUGAAAAUGAUGUCGUGAUGGUGAUUCAUCAAUUUAUUUUUUCCAGUGGGAAUGAAUGUUAAAAACUGUCAAUGUUAUUGUAAAAACAUUUAGACAGCAAUGGUCUUUACUCUAUUCUGUACAUUUUUUCAGCAAUGGUUUUUAAUGUAGAUCAGUAUUUUGAAUAAUUUAUUCUUCUUUUCAGUCGUCGAUUAGAAAAGUCUGAAGAUAUGUCCUUUGGUAAUGAUGUCUAUAAAGUGACUUUUGAGAAAAAAGGAGAAUAUCCUUUAUAUGGCUGUAAGUACGAGUUUCAUCUGGAAGGAGUUGUCGAUUGUCCAGAGUUCCUGGUGUACUUCCCUUUGCUUGAAAAGUAAGUGUUAAGAAGUAGUAAAGCUACUUGUUUCGAAAAAUUGCUGCAAGACAAGUUGAAAAGCGAUGUUGUGUGCUUUACCACCCACGUUCAAACCAUUCUUGCGGCAAAUCAGGUUUUGCAUGCUGCGUAAAUACAAACUUCUGAUUGGAUAAAAUUAUGGAGGAGUUGCACUAUACACAGAAGUUACGUUAAUUGGUGCAAAACGAGUUUGCCUUGGGCCGGUAAAAUGUGCAACAUGUUCAGAUUUUGUUGAAAAAGUAGAACUACUCUCUACUUUCUGCAACAACUUUUUGUAACCUGCAACAACAACCUGAUUUGUUGCCAGACAGGUUUGAACGCGGGUGGUAGAAUGCCUAACAUCGCCGGUCAACUCUUUUUGCAGAAAUGUUGCAGAACAAGUUCCAUAUUUUCGUAGCCCAUUUCACCAUACCUUAAUGCAAUAAGUCUCGUGUAGAUUUGUAGCUUUUUGUUGUACGCUGAAGGUGUAGCAGCUCGUCUGUGAUGGUCAGUGGUUGUUUACCAUUUACUUAGGCAAAUUGGUCGGUUCCCAGUUUGGGUUCACCCUUUAAGCCCCAGUAUCCACAUACAAGUUCUCCAAACUGAUCUCCAUACAUUUCCUGAAAGAAUGAGUUGAGAGAAUUUGAUAAAAGAUCAAGGUAUUUUUUUCUUGCGUGAUCACUUUAUUAAUUCUCAUAACUUAUCUGUUGACAGUGUAUGGAUAUUGUUAGGAGAAAAUUUAUCUUGGUCACUGUUGGCACUUAAAGGGUUAACUGUAUGAAAAAUUCAGGACUGGCAAAUUUUAUCCCAGAAAUGUGUUUAGCAUUUACACAAAUCAGUUCCAUCCACCAAAAAGUGGCCUCAAAGUCCUAAAGCUGGUGCUACAUGUAUCAAAGAUGGCUUUGAAGAAAUGGAACACGAAUUUCCGUUCUGGAACAUUCCGUCCUGAAAAACAGGACUAGCUUUUCAGUUGUUGCUCCCAGACAUUUUCUGCUGGAAUGACCCAAAAAAUCGUGUUCCAUUUACUUUCUAACAAGAUUUUCUGGAAAUGUUUUGUAAAUGGUUAACAACCAGCGUUUCAAUCUGUAGUCUCUACCAUGUGAUCCUUUGUUACUGUUUGCUUGAACUAAGAAAGUUCACCAAACAAUCUCUUUCUUUUUCAGAAUGGCCGAAAAAUAUGACAUGAAGCUUUUAUAUACAAAGACUUUCCACGACUUUUUCCGAGAGAAGUCAAGUGAAUCAACUUCCUUGCUCUACAAAAUGAAAGCGCUAGAGGUAGUUGUUAAGCUUAAAUCUUUGUAAAAUGGAUUUUGUUGGUUGAUUAUCAGUCAACAGAAGAUAAACAUUGUAUCAAUAACAAGUCACCAAAGAAAAUGUCUUUUUGUAAUUGAGUAGUAUGACUCAAGAUAAGGGAUCCGUAAUCCGUAUCUUAUUUCUGAAUUUUUUUUUUUGUCUUUUUAAGACAUACCCCCCUCGACAAGAGGGAGAAAGCUUGGUUUCGACUGCUGAAGAUGCAUACACUCACGCAAAAGACUUUUUAGAAGGUAUUCAGCUGAAUCAAGAGAAAUCCUCUUCAACCAGCAAGUACCGAGAUCACAGAGAAAAGAACCUCAAACAUGUUGUAAGUACUGAUCUGGGGCCAAAUGCUUAAAAUCUAACGUCAGAUCGAAACUACAAACGUCUCGCGUCUUGGUUCCUGGCUAUUUGAUGUCUUUUGUCAGAAGGGAUUUACGCUGGCCUAAAUCUUUAUCUUCAAUCAGUUAAUUGUCAAUAGCACACGCUAAUAGUGGCAAUAGGUGGCAUAAUUAGGCAGUAGGUGACAACAGAUAGGUUUUGGCUGUGGACUUAAACAAGGGCAAAGACGGAGCGAAAACGGCAGUAGAUGAAGCCUGUUCCACAGUGUGUUCCACACAGGUAUACAUCGGGCAAGAAAAGAGUACUUGUAGGCAUCAACAAAAGCGGAUAAAAGGUUUUAUUAUAUAGACACGAGUGUUUUACUGGAAAAUAUACCACUCGUAAAAUUCAUAAAAACUACAUCCGGCACCCGAGUGGAUUAUUUUCCACAAUCUCACACGUGAGUUUAUCGAUGACGUAAUUGUGGUAAUUUCCCUCUAUUAUUUUAUCGAUGUAAUUUUGUCUAUAUAAUAAAAAGGACAUUACACGGCGGCUUGAAGAUAUGAAUUUUAUUUUCUCGUGGCAAAAACAUUAUUUUACUCACUCGCUGCGCUCGUUCGUAAAAUAUUGUUUUGCCACUCGAAAAUAAAAUUCAUAUCUUCGCGCCAUCGUGUAAUAUCCUCUAUGUAUGUCAUACUACGGAACUUUCUCCUGGUACAGGAGGUGUUAAGAGGUAACUUACUAGAAGAGGGCAAAGCGACUAAAUUAUAUUGGAUCGUAUAAAAAAGUGAAAGAUCAGUCAGUGUUCUUCGUUCUUGCAGUGAUGACCAGAUAAGUUUUUUUUAAUUAAGGAAGACACACUUGUGGAUCUCUGAUAGUCGUUAUACACAAUCUUGCUGCUCACCUUUGAACCGAUUCCACGGUCGCAACACCCUUUGUGAUAUGAGGAUUCCAAGUUGGACUAGUAUACUCUGUUACACCGCAAGCGGUCGUCCUUCUUUCCUCAGAGCUUCGCGCGACGGGCGAAAAAGUGAUCACCGUGACUCAAAAGAAAAAUAGGAGACUAUUUAUUGAGUGUAUAGUUUUAACUUUUGAGUGUGCGGAUGAAAUCCUAUGGUGUUACCAUUCAAAUGAAACCUCUUCAGCAGUACUUUCACAUGGUACUAUUUAUUUAGUAUGUAGUUCUAACUUUUGAGUGUGCGGAUGAAAUCCUAUGGUGUUUCCAUUCAAAUGAGACCUCUUCAGCAGUACUUUCACAUGGUACUAUUUAUCGAGUAUCUAGUUCUAACUUUUGAGUGUGUGGAUGAAAUCCUAUGGUAUUACCAUUCAAAUGAGACAUCUUUGGCUGUACUUUCACCCGGUGCUAUUUGUUUCCAAAAUCUCUACUAGGCGGGCAGCUUGUCAUUGACUGUAUUACGAAGCAAAGACUAUUUAUUUAACGUUCUUAGGCUAUGACUGAUUUUUAUCUUGUUAUAUUACAGGGAACAAUGUCCAAAUCUGAGUGGGAGGCUAUUGGUAAGUGCCACACAAGCUUUGUUAAAGCAAAUUUUUUGCCCGAAUUUUAAUGUGUAUCCUUUGCAAUGUAUCAUUUAAAUUGUGGCCAUCUCUGAGGCGGUUGCGUCUUGUAAGCUUUUGUUCAUUUUAGGUCAAGAUUGACACUAAUUUGUUGUUUUCUUCUGUUACACUUUGGUGAACGAAAGGGAAUCCGAGACAUUCUUGGACUCUGGAUGCCACGCGGUGGAUUCCGGUUUCCGUAUUCCAUGUUCUAGAUUCUGGCCGGAUUCUUUGUCAGUGGAACUUGGAUUACGGAUUGCAAUCGUUAGUGGGAUCCGUAUUCCUUGAGCUGUAUUCCAGAUUCCAAAGCCCAGGAUUCCUAAUUACACAAGAAAAUUUCCCGGAUUCGUUUUCCACAAGAUUUCGGAAUCCGGAUUCCUUACGUAAGGGAGAAAAUUUAAAGUCACAUAGUAAAUUGGUUUUCUUUUUUGCCAGGAAUGUAUUUGGCAUUCGUCUUUGUUAAGAUUGACCCGGAAGAGGAAAAGAGGAAGAAAGAGGAGGCUGAAAGGAGAGAGAAGGAGAGAGCUGAACGGGAAGCUGAACGAAAAGAGAGAGAACGUGAAAGAGAAGAGAAAGCGAAAGCGGAAAAGGAGAGAGAAGAGCAAGCGAAGGCCGAGCAAGAGAAGGAAGAGCAAGCAAAGGCCGAGCAAGAGAAAGAAGAACAAGAAGAACAAGAAAAGGCUGAACAAGAGAAAACCGAAGAGGAAAAACCGGAAGAAAUGGAAUCCGAGCCAACAGAAGCCGCUGAGGCUGCAGACGAAACUACUGAGAGUGAAUCACGGAAAAGGAAACACGAGGAGGGCACUGGGGAACAGGAAGUGGAAGAUGACGGAGAACCCGCGGCAAAGAAACAGGAAACUACUGAGGAAACUUCCGGUUAACAGUCGUUAAUUAGCAGGGGUGGGUUGAAGUGGGGUCUCGCAAAGUAAAUAAGUUUUGUGGAAAGAUUGCUUCAUCAGUGGACUUUGUCGUUUUUUCCUCCAUUUUUCAACAGACCAGUCUUGAAGGCCAUGUCUAAAGGUUUAAAAAAACAUGUUUUUAAAUUGUGUGUAUUAAGCUGAUGUGGAGAUAGAGUUGCGGAAAUUGUUCAAGUUGUUCGAUAACUGGAAACGACUGAACGAUAUUCAAGUCUUACAAAAAGCUUAAAGAGUAGAAGCAGCUCAAAGCUUGAUUCAUUAGUUAACUUAGCUGUAACAGUCUGCGAUCAUGCCAGUCCUAUAUCCGGCUCUACGAGGUGUUCUUUCAUUAGUUUAGCACAGUUCCUUUGAAGCUAUGAAACAAAAUAAGACGCUCAUUUGGGAUUCUAGAUGACACUGCCUAUAAUACCACAGGCAAAUCCCCCUCUGUGUUUCCGUUGUUUUUGGUUAAAUCUGAGCAUCGAUCUGUUGUUCUUUAUUGAAGAAAUCAGUACAGAUUUAGAGUUUGCUCGCAGACUGGAUCACAGAUUUUAAAAACAACAACGGCCACUUAAUCAGAGGUCACUGGUGGGCUGCAUGUCUUAAAAGCGAGUUUUGCCUCAGAGUCUCCUUAAGCUGUGCCUUCUUUCCUAGCGGCGAUGGGUAGGGUCUCCUUCAUUCUCCCCUAAAACCUCAAUGGUCUGCCAGAAAGUAGAAUUUGAUCCCGCAGAACACGCGCCUCAGUGCUUUUUUUCUAUUAUUUGUUAAAUAAGUAACUCUUAGAGUGUUGCAGUAAGAUGAAGCCUUCCAUAAAACUAAGUCUAGCAUGAGCCCACAGUUCUCUGAUAACUUGUUGCUUAGUAACCUUCAUUUUAGCGACGACAAUCUCAUGUGAUCCAUACAUUCAAUAUCUGAUUGGCUAAUAACAGCCACUGCCAAUCCCCCAUGUGCUAGAAGUCUUUUAUAGUGGGACGCAUGUCCACUGUAUUUUCUCUUCACGCGUCAACCACACUUUCCACGUCAUGCUUGAAGUAUUUGUGUACAUACGAAACUAGUCAACAGCUCGUUCAGUAUUUGAAUUCCUUUUUUUUGUAGUAAAAUGGCUGUAUUGUUACUAAAUUUCCUAGCCCGCCGCGUCAAAGACCGUCAAUACCGCCGGUAUUCAUAGUCUGUUUAUAAUUAACAGUAUCCAGGUUUUGAGUGAGGUAGUUUUGCGUGUGUCUGCACCGCUAGCCUGGGUACAAACCCCCACUCCCCUCAGUAAAAAUCUAUUUUUUACUGAGGGGAGGGGAGGCGGGGUCUGUACACAGGUUACUGCACCGCAUGCUACCCUUUCCCGCGUUUGUGAAUUUUACCUUAACCGAACUUUAACCCUCUCGCCUCUAACGGUGGCCAAAGAAAAAUAUCACAAUUUAAAAUUCAAAUUUCUCUUUGUACAAUCCGAAGAAAUAGUGAACCAUGCAAAAGGUCUAUCAAAGAGAUUUCAUGUGAAUGGUAACACCAUAGGAUUUCGUUCACAGAUUUAACAGUUAGAUUGACGGAUAAUUUCGCAAAAGUUUGGUCUAGGGAUAAGAGGGUUAUGAAAGGUUGGUGAAGACUUGUACUUGUAUAUCAUGUUAUUACGCUGUUAUUCUACCCUGUAAUGCAUAUCCACGCUGUGAUCUUGAUUAAAGAACAUAACUGGAG
Porites lobata is the source of this 12690-nucleotide messenger RNA. Lineage: Eukaryota; Metazoa; Cnidaria; Anthozoa; Scleractinia; Poritidae. The record is from the annotation of a GenBank genome assembly.